UCUCUGCUCAUAAAAAUUACUUAUGAAAAUUGGAAACUUGAUGAAGAAGUAACAAAAUCAGUAAACAAACUACAAGCAGGCUACAAGUUUAUUCGAUAAGGAAAAUCCAUUAUUAUAAAUCAAACUUUGAUUACCAACAUUAGACUCUGCUAAAUAUAAAUUUCGUAGCUCUUUCGAGAUGUACGACUUUCUAGAGUUCUAUCCAAACGAAUGCACCGUUUGUCACAAAACUCAAGACUUGAAAAGAUGCGGUCGUUGCCAAAUGAUUUCAUAUUGUGGAUCCCCGCAUCAGAAACUACACUGGCAACACCACAAAGAUCUCUGUCGAGUAAUAUCGGACAUGACGAAGGAAAGAAAAGUCUCCCACCUGUACGAAAAAUUUCGUGGUGCUGACCUAACAACUUGGAAGGCAGAGAGAAAUCUCGCGCGCUACGAAGCGGAACUAAGGACGCAGCGACCACUCACAACAAAUGAAAACUUCAUGUUCAAAUUUCCAAGAGCUUGUUUCGUCUGCUACGAAUCCAGGCAGGAUUUAUUAACCAAUUGUCCAGGUUGUCCUUCAGCGAGCUUCUGCAGGGAACAUCCCAGCAGUCCCGUCCACGACAAAGACUGUGCGAUAAUCAGAGGAUGCCACCAACAUUCACUGAAUCCUAACAAAACAGCCAUCACUUCCAUGCUAGCUAUCAGUUCGAUCGUAAAGGGCACAAGAGUUACCGAUUCUUCAAAGCUACCGACUUCCUUGCGAGAAUAUUUUUGCGAAUUUGCCAGAUCUCAGGUGAAAAUUACGGAAGACGCCUUGCUCUUUUUAUCCGACAUGUUUACCACGCCAUUAACGAUCUUCAGCGCUUUGAAGAAAGUGAACCAUCCACAAGUUCCCGUACUAAACCUCCAUGUUGGAAAUAUCGAAAUGCCAACACAACUGGCGGAACCUUGGGAGGCGCUUCUACACCUGCUUCCAAAUGUUAAAGUUCUGAAUAUUUUAAUUGUAGAAUAUCAUUAUGACGUUGAGAAAAAUUGCGAAACUCAGAUUAAACUCUGUGCUCGAUGCAAGAAUAGCAGAAGGAAAAUUACGCUCGAUUAUCUGGCUAGGGUCAAUCCGAAUCUGUCUUAUGCAGAAUACAUGAAGAGACCUACUUUCAAGGAACCCGAUUUGUUGAUAUACGCCAAUGAAGAUGCUCCGGAAGAGGAUGAUGAGCGUUUUGAAUAUUGGAAAAGAUUGAUCAGGGGUUGGUCUAAACUGAAUUGUCCCAUUAUCAUGACGAACUUUAGAGAGAGUGAAAACAAAUUUCUGAAGAAGAGUCUAAUCUCUAUUUUGGAAAAAUUUGAAACAGUCUUUGAUGGGUAUAAUCCAUUCACUUCUUUAGCAUACAUCAGAGCUUGGGAAGAUGGCGGUGUUGGAUUGUCUAAUCAGUUUAUGACUAUUUUCAAAACACAGACAGAUAAAUUGCAGGAUCCUUCGACUCUUGAACUAGUUACCAAACAAGUGGAACAGGUUUCUUUAGGGAAAGAGAAAAUAUCGACAAAAAAGGAUUCUCCAAGCUUUUUUUACGCGAGCGUUUGUUCUGUAUGUCAUUCUGCUAAUACUUCAGUUACCUGUAAUCGUUGUAAGAUGAUUUUUUACUGUGGGAAGAAUCAUCAAAGUGAAGAUCAGCUUCAGCACAAGGAUAUAUGUAAGGUUAUUUUGGGAAUGCUGAAUGAAAGUGGAGCGCCGAAUCUUUUUGAUAAAAUGAAGAAGUCUAAUUCGGAUGAAUGGCUGCGGACGAAGAUUGAGUUGAUGUUGAAAGCAAAGUCAAAACUCGGAAGGACGCUCUUUGAUCACGAAGUUCAGAUGUUCCUGUUUCCGAAAACUUGCUUCGUUUGUCAUGAGAGCGAUUUGAGUGUGCUGAGGAAAUGUGGAUGUGGGACACACCUCUGCAAAGCUCAUAAGGAGGACCCGGAACAUAAAAAACUCUGCAGUGAUCUAUUCUUGGCUUUCAAAUUGACGGUGAACAAAGAACGAAUUUCAAAAGUUCUCGUAAAAGCUUUGCCAACCGAAGGAUCUAUCAAUCUUCCAUCCUCGAUGGAAGACUUUAUGGAUUCACAGUUGAAACUCAAGGAACAAGCUUUUGUGUUUUACGGAUGCAAGUCUUGCAAUGUUGCCAAUUCCCAGAGAAUUCUGCUUUCCGACUGUUUAACAAGGCCCCUAACUUUACUCUGGGCUCUGAAAAAACUAGACUACAAAACCGGUUCCUCGAUGAUUGUUCAUGUCGUUGGAGCCACAAACUGGGAAAUUUCGGCUCAAGAAUACUGGAAGAUUAUUUUGCACUGGCUUCAGAAUUUGAAGACUUUGAAGAUUGUAUUUAUCGGGCCAGAAAUUUUUCAUUUGCCUUCGGAUCUGGAGAGUGCACUCGAAUUUCCAAAUUAUUCACUCGCUGGCAAAAGUUUUAAGGUCGAGUCCCACGCUUUGCGAUAUGAGGAAUAUUUUCAAAGUGAAUUUUUCGUUCAACCGAAUAUCGUCGUGGGAUUUAAUCUUGAUAUUCAUGAGAGCGAAUUUGGGAUUUCUGAGAGUACUUGGGAAGAUAUGAUUCGGACCUUGAAGAAAGUGAACACUCCUUUUAUUUUAACGGCAGGAACAAAAGAGGGAGCUAGAAAAGAUCAUAGAAGAUUUUUUCAGCACUUGGGGAAAACUGUUGAUUCUCUUCCUUUGGAGCGAAAUCCUUAUGCAGGAUCAGUUCCUGAGAGGGACUUUGAAACAGAAAGACUUCGUUUUUCGAACCAGUAUACAAUUAUCUUUAAGAACAUGAUUAAAUAAGUAAAACUGCGAAAUUAGGAAUAAAAGUAAUAAAGGUGAUGACGAUGUUCGUAAUAAGUGGAGAAUGGAUUCAAAUUCUGCGAAAAUUCAAAUUUAAUAUAUGAAAAAUAGGUUUUUUUAUAGAAAAAUUAUUAAUAAAAGUUUAUAGUUCAUUCGUAAAAUAGUUCUGAAUUUCACAAAAAUGACGUUAUUGCUUACUGCAUGGACGUUU
Molecule: messenger RNA, 3002 nt
Organism: Belonocnema kinseyi
Lineage: Eukaryota; Metazoa; Arthropoda; Insecta; Hymenoptera; Cynipidae
Exons: 3
Coding region: 179-2791 (870 amino acids)
Cellular component (GO): extrinsic component of mitochondrial inner membrane
Source: RefSeq, a predicted model, not a curated record